AAAUUAUAACAAAAUCGAACUGGUUUAAUACCGGUUUAAAAGAAAUGAAAGUAAUUUAGAGAGGUUGAAACAGUGAGUCUACUUUUCAGUUUUAACAAAAAUAUUAAUAACGAACAAUUUAAUUUGAAAAUCUAUAAUCUUGUUCAAAAUUGUAAUCAUUUAUUCAAAAUUGUCCUUCAUAAUUUGUUAUUAUCAACAACUUAUCACCACUUAAAAUCAAUACAAAACUCUUAAAGAUAACUCAAUCGUGUGCCUCAUACUAUUUGUUACGCGACAUAUUUUAACAAUUUGUAAGCAUUUUUGUUGUAAUCUUUUAUUUGAAUCGAAUUAAAAUAUAACUCGUAUAAAAUGUAUUAUAAGUAGGCGUAUUGCGCAUGACUCUCCAUUUAUAUGCCGUUCUAUAAAGAUUUCGUGCUGUACAAUCGUACGUUGAUUAAAGUACGUACGAUAAUCGUACUGUUUAUUAGGGAUAGCAAUUUAACUUUCUCCCUCUCUAUCUACCUAAAUAACUACACGUAUUUACGUGUCACCACCAAUGCGAAACUCGCAUAAAUGCCUCUGCUUUUGAGUACGUAACUUGAAACGUUUAAAAGAUAAUUUUUGAUAAUCGCGGUCACAACUUAUUACGACAAAGGUCAUCUUAUUUUAAUUUUAUUGUAGCACACAUCUCAUUCAGCUUAUUAUUUUCUUAUUGCUUCAUUUAUAAGUUUAUUUAAUAAAAGGGGUAUGAGUGAAAUGAGAUAUAUAGCGACGUUGGACGUCGGAACGACCACUCUUCGUUGUCAUAUAAUAAAUUCAAAUUUGAAUGUUAUUUCAACAGCAACUACCGAAGUUACUUUAAUUUAUCCACAACCCGGGUUUGUAGAAAUAAAUCCUGAUGAACUUUGGGAGGCUGUUCAAAGAGUCAUAAAAAAAGCAAUCGGGGGUAAUUUGUUUAAUAGUUAUUAUUUAUUGAGUUAUUUAUUUGUUUGUUUAGAUGCUGGAUUACAACCAUGUGAUAUAAGUUGUUUAGCCAUUUCCACACAAAGGUCUACUUUUAUUACUUGGCAAAGAAAUAAUGGGAAACCUUUUCAUAAUUUUAUAACAUGGAAAGAUAUGAGAUCGAAAAGUUUGGUGAAAAGUUGGAAUAAUUCGUUUACUAUGAAUGUUUUUAGAAAAUUAGGGUAUCUAAUUUAUUGUUUUACGAGAAAUCGAAGAUAUCUAAUGGCAAGUGAAUUAAAUUUUUCCACAAUACAGUGUUCAUGUAGAUUAUUAUGGGUGUUGGAAAAUAUUCCCGCAGUAGCGGAAAACUUGAGACGACGAAACGUUUGUUUUGGUACCCUAGAUACUUGGCUAAUUUACAAAUUAUCGGGCUUCCGGUUAUUCGUCAGCGAUGUGGCAAACGCGAGUUCGACCGGUCUUUAUGAUCCAUUCAUCAUGGAAUGGUCAACUUGGCCUAGGGAACUCUUUGGAAUUAGUUUAGACAUUUACCCGAACGUUGUUAGUACUGAUUACGAUUUUGGUAAUACAGCUUAUGAUAUUUUUGAUGCUUCCAUUCCAUUAAAAUGUAUGACAGCUGAUCAACAAGCAAGCAUGUUUGCAUCUUGGUAUUUGAGUCAAAAUGACAUCAAAGUAACUUUAGGUACCGGAACGUUUAUCGAUUUGAAUACAAAAAAUGAAGCUCACGCUAGUGUUGGAGGAAUUUAUCCUCUCGUAGCUUGGAAAUUAGAGAAUAAAAUUACUUAUAUGGCUGAAGCGGCAUGUAACGAUACCGGAUCAUUAAUUCAAUGGUUAUUAAGUAUAGGAUUAAUAAACACACCGGAAGAAACCUCCUCUUUGGCGCAAGAGGUUGAAAACAGCGAUGGGGUGUAUUUUGUUCCAGCUUUUAGCGGAUUGGGACCACCAAUUUCGGACGAUAUGGCCGCUUCCGGUUUCUUUGGGGUUAAACCAACGAGCACUAAAGCGCACUUAGUCCGAGCUACGUUAGAAAGUAUCGUUUAUAGAAUCAUCUUGUCUUUGAACGUUUUAAAAUCGGAACGAAACGAAAGCUAUAAAAAAAUUUGUGUAGACGGUGGAGUGUCUAACAACGAUUUCGUGUGCCAAAUGUUAGCGAAUAUGUCUGGAUUAGAAGUGAUUCGUUUUCGAACGCACGAUUUGUCAGUUAUUGGCGCUACUUUAAUAGCCGGUAUUAAUGCAGGUAUUUGGAAUAAUAACGAAAAUCCAAUAAAAACAUUCAAUAAGGAAACGACGAUAUUUGAGCCAAAUAUAAAAGAAAGUCUCAGGAAAGAAUUACACGCUAAUUUAGACGAUUGGUUAAAAGUGGUGAAGAGAUUUAAAUCGUGGUAUUUGAAGUAAUGAUUAAAAUUAAUCUUUUUAAUUAUUAAUUUUUAAUAUUUUUUUUAUUCAUUAAACUUGUAAACUAAUCAAUAGACAAUUUUUAUACGCUA
Messenger RNA from Onthophagus taurus, 2426 nucleotides. NCBI's taxonomy places the organism in Eukaryota, Metazoa, Arthropoda, Insecta, Coleoptera, Scarabaeidae. The record is from RefSeq and is a predicted model, not a curated record.